AUCGGAAUGCGAGGUCUAUUACUGCUAUGGGCUUGCAACGUCGCCCUUGCUUCUACCGGAUCGUCUAUUGGAGAUCUGACAGAACAGGCGCCGACUGCUGCCACCGAGCAAAUUAUUUUACCAAGGAUGCUGUUUCGGAAACGUCAGGGAUCAAAUUCUAGGUCACCAUCACCCGCGAAAAAACGUGCAAAUCGGUCCGGACUCAAAAAAUCCACCUCGGUUCCCGUUUCACUAAAGGAUUUUCAGAACUUACCUGACAGUGCAUUUCCACCAGACAAACUGACAAUGGCUUUGGCUGAAAAUCCCCCGUCUCCUAUCGAACCCAAACUUUCGGAAAAACGCAAGCUCCUAAGGAGACCCACUGAAAAGGCGCAACCUGAUAUGUCAGAUUCACCCAAAAGUGGCUUCAGCACUUAUCGGCACAUGGAUGAAGACUACUGGUCGAACCCUACAGAUAUGAAAGCGGUGCGUUCAAAACUGGAAAAGUGGGUGCCCAGUACGAAACCAAGAAGAAGAUAUACAGAUCGUCACAGUGACAGCGAGACACCUUCUCCACCUAAACCACCCUAUUCAAGAGGCUAGCAUUUUUAUUGUGCUUUUUUCUUUUAAAUUGCGUGACAAUUUCACCAAUUUCAUCCUGAGAUAACUAAAACCUGAAGCUGUACGUUAUUCGAUGCGUAAACAGAACUUUUAACAAAAUGAAUAUUCGUGUUACACAUAGCGUCUGAAGCAUGUUGAUUAAUUGAUCUUUGGAGCAUAUAUAUAUUAUCUCAAAUAUUUAUAUGUUUUACCUAUUUCAAUCACAAAGUAUUAAUAAAACUAUUUAUAAGCCCUGGUUAAAUUAGAAAUAAAAUACAUAAAGACUAACAUUACACGUCUUAUACUUAGUGUCCUCUAAAUUUGGUUUAGUGGGCAUUAUCUUACAUUGUAGGUCUUUCAAUUAUUUUCCGCGUUUAUUUUUCUUCGGUCACUGAUUGAAA
Messenger RNA from Bemisia tabaci, 980 nucleotides. NCBI's taxonomy places the organism in Eukaryota, Metazoa, Arthropoda, Insecta, Hemiptera, Aleyrodidae. The record is from RefSeq and is a predicted model, not a curated record.